AUGCGGCCUGACGGGAGGCAGCGUUCCCGUUCAGAUUCCGCUCCCGGCGGCGCCUUUCUGGCUAGCGAGGUGAUGCUGCUGGCCUACCACUUGUCGCAGAUAAACAAGGAUGACAUCGUGCGCUACAAUCUGGACAGUCUGCACAUGUCCCGGUCCAUAUAUUCCGAUGGCGGCAGCGAUGUGUCCGGAUCAACCCGUACAACAAGUCACAUCGUGAGACUUCACGCCAGUUUGCAGCGGCACUUGGAGGAGACAACGAUGCGCCUUCUGGCGGAGUGCGCCGAGCUAGAGGUGGUUGAAAUCGACACCAAUCGCAUCGCGAGGGAUCUGGAAUUAUUUUGCGUCGACCGUUCCAAUGUGUCGCUUCGUCGUUUGAAGGGCCUUUUGUACGCUGGCAUGCAGUCCUUCGAACGCUUGCCGGCGUGCCUCCAGCUACUUUUGCACCUCAAGGAUGGCGGAGGACCCAGUCGCACGAGAAGUCCACCUAUGCAUAAAGAUGAACUCAUGGAAGAUUCCCUGCCGCCCAGCCCAUUAUCGCAACACAGUCCACUAAAGGCAGCCGCGGCAACACCCGCCCCUUCUCAGCCGAUACAAGCUGCGCCACCAUCUGAUGAUUCAUCCGGUUAUGAGUCCCCAGAAGCGAUCGGUUCCGACCCCGAUCUGAGCCCUGCAGCCGGCCCCCCGGCUGAAGACUCUGUGCUCUCUCGCGUGGUAACGGACCGCUUUGAGUUCGCAGAAAUAGACGAGUCGGACCUGGUGUCAGACCUGUUGUUUGUGCUUCAAGGCAUUGAAGGUCGUUUCAUAAAACGAGGGGCUCAUGGCCGUUUCAUCCUGACGAGCUCACGCAAGGUGUCGCGUGGCGUGCGUCAGCUGACAGAGCGCAUAUGCAGUUUGGGUGAGCUCUACAACCGAAUCGUGGACGCCAAGAUGCCUCCAGGAUUGAUAUCGCAGGCCUUGUACCAAGGUGUGAUGGACGAGGUGCACCAGUACAAUCGCUUGGUUAACAUGUUGGUGUCGGGUCGCAGCACUGAGCCGCUGAGCCUGCGCCGGCUUUACGUCUGGGUACAGCAACCUUACGCUCGCAUGCGGCUGCUUCACCUCGUUAUAGGACUGAAGCAAGGCUUUUCGAUUGACGCCAUUUUUGACCUGCACUGCGGACGUGGUGAUACGAUGGGGCGAGAGCUGUACUGCGAGCUGCUUCGGAAGUGCAUGGUGCCGUAUUUGGAGCUUUUGCUCCACUGGGUAUACUUUGGCGAGCUGGAAGAUGCCGGCGGAGUGCUUUUCGUCCGUCGGGUGCAGGGCCACUAUCGGUUAGCCCCGAGCAAGGUGCCGAAAUUCAUUCCGAUGUCGUUGGCUGAGCUGUGCUUCGAGGUUGGGUGCUGCGGUAGCUACUACUCCCAAUUGAAGAAUGGCCGCCCUCUGAAGGCGUCGGUUGACAUCCCCGGUAUUUUGCGUCAGCUGUGCCCCGAAGGCCAGUCGUGGUCAGUUUUCCUCACGGUGCAGCGCCUUCUAACUUUGGUGCGUUCCGUUGACACUGACGCCGUGCUGUUGCAGGAAUUGGUCGGCAAGCACGACAUCUGCGGUUAUUUGCGUCGUAUAAAGAGUCACUUGGCCAUGGAGCAACUCGGGUCUGACCCAAGCUCUCCCGAGUUUGACGACUUUGAGUGUAACACGGAGUACGGCUUCGAAAUAUAUGUACCGAAAUUCUCGUUCCCAUUGGCUCUGAUUCUUGAAGAUGAAAAGGAGGCACGGGAAGCCUACAUCACCAGUUUCCGUCUAGAAUUUUUACUGCAGCGUGCGUUGAAGAUUUUGUCCAUCAGCUGGAACGAGUAUGCGUGGCACAGCCGCUGCAGCCACGGCUCGCUUGAGCUGUCACGGCGGCUGUCUUGGAUAAACCUAUGCCGUAACGAGAUGUCGCACUUCGCUAACGUCUUGCAAGGCAGUCGUUCGGUGCAGUAUGUGUUGGACCAGUUGAUACGGCGCGUAUCCUCUCGCGACUAUCCCUACGGAGGUGCCACCCUUGCUAAUUUACGGAGCUCGUAUUCCACGGUGUUGGCCUGUUUCCGAGCUGCCAACUUCUUGGAGAUAAUGGACAUUCUGGAAUCCAUCGUGGACUUUUGCAAGUUAGUGCCACGCCUGUUCAACCGCGGUUCUAUGCAACAGUUACGCAGCAUGGUCUGCGAGGGCGCUUCCCCGGCAGACAUAACUCAGUUCAUCCACCAAAACAUCGCUACAGACGAUUUGAUGAAGGUCAUGUCGAGGUACGCGGAGCGUUUCCGGGAAAGCGUGCUGUUGUUGCUGCACCGGUUGUCGUGCCAGGAUGCCGAGCGCCGGCGUUUCGCAACAAUCAUGGAUUACAACAACUUCUACAAGUUGUUGAGUGUUGUAGAGCAGUAA
Molecule: messenger RNA, 2397 nt
Organism: Babesia ovata
Lineage: Eukaryota; Apicomplexa; Aconoidasida; Piroplasmida; Babesiidae
Product: gamma-tubulin complex component 3 homolog isoform X2
Exons: 1
Coding region: 1-2397 (798 amino acids)
Biological process (GO): mitotic cell cycle; spindle assembly; meiotic cell cycle
Cellular component (GO): gamma-tubulin small complex; spindle pole; centrosome
Molecular function (GO): gamma-tubulin binding; microtubule minus-end binding
Source: RefSeq, a predicted model, not a curated record